Messenger RNA from Solenopsis invicta (red fire ant), 1407 nucleotides. RefSeq names its product putative nuclease HARBI1. Bases 240 to 1388 code for a protein of 382 amino acids. The transcript is spliced from 3 exons. Lineage: Eukaryota; Metazoa; Arthropoda; Insecta; Hymenoptera; Formicidae. The record is from RefSeq and is a predicted model, not a curated record.
AAAUAAAGCUCCCAGAGAGCUUAAAUGAAAGUCUCAGGGAGCUUAAAUGAAGCUUCUAGAGAGCUCUCAAAAGCGGACAUAGGAGCUCCCAGGGAACUCUGUGCGAGUUCUUUUGAAGCUUAAAAUGAAGCUUAAAAAAAUUUGAUGAGUUCCCUGAGAGCUCCCUAGGAGUUCCCUGUGCUAUGUGGGGUUUUUCGUAAAAAAUUGUAAAGAUUUCUUUAUUUUUUUUUUAAGGUAAAAUGGCUGAAGGAUAUUUAGCAAUAAAUAUACUUUUUCUUCAAGAAAGAGUAAGAAGAAUAGAAAGAAAAUUAGAGAGAAGAAUAUUGCGCGAUGCUCAAAACCCAUUUGAGCUUCCUAAUAACGAGUUUAUUGCUCAAUUUAGAGUAAAUAAAGAAUUGGUCAUGAAUAUUGUUAACAUUCUAAGACCACACUUACAAAAACAGCGUAUAACCGCAUUAUCUCCAGAGAUCCAAGUACUGGUAGCACUUGGCUUCUUUGCUAAUGGUAGUUACCAAAGACCAGCUGGUAAUCAAUGUGAAUUGGUUGUAAGCCAACCAUGUGCCAGUCGCUGCAUAAGGAAAGUUGCAUUAUUAAUAAAUGUGCAUUUGUUGCGUCAAUGGGUAAGAUUUCCUAUGACGGCACAAGAAAAAGCUGCAGCACAAAACAAAUUUGCACUAGCUGCUCAACCAUUUCCUGGAGCUAUUGGAGCUAUUGAUUGUACAUACAUAAAUAUUCUUGCGCCACAUAUCCAUGAAGAAGCAUAUGUUAAUCAUCAUGGAAAUCAUUCCUUGAAUGUUCAAGUAAUAGUUGAUCCAGAUAUGAAAAUAUUAAAUAUAAAUGGACGUUAUCCAGGUGCAAGAAAUGAUGCAUAUAUAUGGAAUGCUUCUCCAAUUAGAAAUGUUAUGGAACAUUGGUAUAACCAAGGGGAAAGAAAGUGUGUAUUUACAGGAGAUGCUGGAUAUCCCUUAGAACCAUGGCUUAUGACACCGUUGCCACAUUAUCCUCAGUGGAGUCGGCAGUAUCAGUAUAAUCAGAAAUUAUGUAAAGCACGGAGUAUCGUGGAAAGACUAUUUGGAAUUUUAAAGGGAACAUGGAGAUGUCUAUCCUAUCAGCGUGUUUUAAUGUACGCUCCAGAAAUUAGUGGACAAAUUGUGAAUGCAUGUGCAGUUUUGCAUAAUAUGCGUAUACACUAUCGGCUACCAUUAGAGAUAGAAGAAAAUAUAAUCUUUGACGAUGCACAUGUAAAUCAAGUAAAUGAUAUAGACGAAGAAGAAGAACAAGACAGAAUACUUCGCAGAGGACCUAGAGCAAUAGCACAGCGUGUACAGAAGCAAAUUAUGCGAGACUGGUUUCCUAAUUAUAAUUGUGCAUGGGAGAGAAAUGAGUAGGAUUUUGAAUACAAAAAUU